AUGAAGCCAACAUCCAUGGGAUACGUGGUUAUCGGCGUGAUGGUCUUUCAAAGUGUUCUGUCCUUUUGUUUCGUCUUCAUCAGAAUCUGGGCCAGAAAAGUGAUUCUCGGUGGCUUCAAAGCGGAUGACGCCAUUCUUGCCUACUGCUAUGUUCGUUCUCUGUCAACUACAAAUACUCAUUCGUCCAAAGCAACUCAUGUUCAGGUGUCUCUUGUCACAAUAACAAUCCUUUGCAGUUUGGCGUCCUUCCAUGGCAUGGGCGCACAUGCCCACGAGAUCCCUCACAAUGAUCUUAUCGACGCUACAAAAUACAUUAUCAUAGCGCAGGUGGUCAACUGCUUCAGCCUCGCAAGUUCGAAAGCAUGCGUGGCUGGUUUCCUUCUCUAUAUUGUCAACCAUAAAGUCCACAAGACGAUCCUCUGGGUUUGCACAAUCACAGUCGCCAUCCCAUGCAUAAUUCUUGGCAUUUCUCUCAUCACGCAUUGCCAGCCCGUGGACUACACAUGGGAUGCGGAUGUCGGAGGCAAAUGCUACCUCAACAUGGGCCUUUUUGGUGAAAUUACUAGCUCCUGGACAUGCGUCGCAGACUUUUUCCUCGCUGCAUUGCCAUGGGUCAUUCUUCGAAAAUUGAAGAUACCACGCCGAGAGAAACUCCUUAUCAACCUCUCACUCAGCGCAUGCGCAUUCGCCGGAGUCGCCGGCAUAUUCCGCACAAUGAAAGGCAAUACACUGUCUGCGCUAGCCGACUAUACUUUCGAGUCCACCGAUCUUGAGUUGUGGAACACCACCGAGCUGACCCUUAGCAUCAUCUCCGUGUGCGUUCCGGCGCUUCGUACUGUCUAUCGCCAUUACAAUCCCCCGAAGAAGGAGGCCAGGAAAUCUAUCUCUAUCCCUCUGCCCUUGGAGUUCUCCGAUCGCUCACGGAUUAGCACGGCACUCAAACCCCUCCGGGCUACGACUAGGACCACCAUCAUUGGCGGGACACCACAGACCAUGGGAAACUCCAUGGGCACGUACGACUCGACGUUGACGACGGAUUCGAUGAACAAAGAAGAGGAGGACGAGGAGGAAUACACCGGGGAAGGAAUCUCGGCGAGGACGACGGUUGCUAUUGAAUUUGCAGAGCGUGAUGUCGCGGAUGGAAGUGAGGGGCGGCCGAGGCAGGACUUCCAGAGGAGCUUUGAAGACAUCGAUUCGGUGGUGCCAUGAGCGCUGCUAGGGAGGUCUGAUCGUUGAUUCGGGAUGCCCUUGAGGUCGCUUCUCUGGGGCCAUUGCUGUGAUAGAAGUCUACCUACUCCGUUCUGCUUCAGAUA
This is a messenger RNA of Mytilinidion resinicola, 1313 nucleotides long. RefSeq lists its product as uncharacterized. The record is from RefSeq and is a predicted model, not a curated record. Bases 1 to 1209 code for a protein of 402 amino acids. Lineage: Eukaryota; Fungi; Ascomycota; Dothideomycetes; Mytilinidiales; Mytilinidiaceae. The transcript is spliced from 6 exons.